UUGGCGGGAAAGCCUGCAGUGGAAAAUCAGCCAAUGAGCAUGCUCCAUUUUCAAACUUUAGUCUGUCUUUGUCCAGGUCCACAACAGACGUUUGUUAGUUCAACAUGAAAGUUAUGUGAAAGUUGCGCCAUAGUGUAAAAUUGUUAUUAAACACUCAAGAAACUGCGAAGGACUUCAUGCCUGAAAAUAGCUGCGAUUUUGUCACGGAUAAGGUUACCUUUGUCUCUUGUCGAGACAAGUUUCGUUUCAAGAUGUGCAAAAAAAGUAAUUGUAUGAUACCUAUGGCAGCUGUAAUACCAAGAACAUUUGUACUGAAGUGGCCAACAAAGCAUCCAAGGUUUUGGGAAAUGGCUUUAUAUAGAUGCACGAGAAGUGACACCACAGUGCAUUCUGGAGUUUGCUGUAAUGUUACUCUGUAUUAAAAUUCAGAAGAGGAUGCGUAAAAUUUCAGUCAAAAAAAGCACUGGUAGUGCUUUGACGAGAUGAUGAUUAGUCAUUAAUAUUGUACUUCGUCGAAAGUAGUGUAGUGUGGUUGUAUUUGCUGGAUGAGCAAGAAUGUAACCUGGAAGUUACAAAAAUGGAUCCUUUUUUCAGUACACAGGAUACAAUGUCUUUAUCUCUCCAAGAGAUGCUUGACUGUGACUACAAAUCAGAUUUGGAAAGUGUUCUGGGGACAGACCUCAGCCUCUCGUUAAGUGGAGAAUUUCCUCCGGUAGACUUAGAAGGAGCAUUGGGUACUUCAGAUGAUAUGGCAAUGUGGCUUACUAAUGGCUGCUUGUAUAGUGAAAAUAGUAACUCGUCCAGUUCAAAUUUGAACCUGGAUUUACUGGGUUGUGAUACUACUGCAGUGAAGUUAAAUCCAAGUACUGUGUUGCCAGUGACAUUUGUGACUGUUCCUCAGGCACCACCUAAGACUGUUAGUGUUAUUGUUAGUAAACCCUUGAUGCCUUGUGAAGAAAAGCUGUCAGACAACUUAAACACUUCAGUGCCAAGUUCUUCAGGAAAUACUGUUAUGUCCCAAACAGUUUCAGCUUCCACAAACAGAAUAGAAACUCCAGUUAACCAGUUGUCAACAGCAUUGAAUGCUUCAACAGUGUCUCACAGUGUCAACAAAGUCAUCACCAAGACCGAUGCUUUUCAGUCAGUAAUGACAACAAAAAGUGUCCCAAACAUUAUCAGCAGUACAAAGUUUACACAGAAGGAUCAUGUUCCUGCUCAUCAGAGUAAUGCGGAUUUAAUUGCAAGGUCCUUGCAACCACAGCCUAAUAGUAGGAAACGUGACACCAAAAACUUUGAUAUGGAGUUUGAUGAGAGACCUUAUCCAAAGCCUGCAUACUCUUACUCGUGUCUUAUUGCCAUGGCUUUAAAAAACAGCAGGACUGGGAGUUUACCUGUAUCCGAAAUCUAUAAUUUCAUGUGUGAACAUUUUCCGUACUUCAAAACGGCACCAAAUGGAUGGAAGAACUCUGUACGGCACAACUUAAGCCUGAAUAAAUGUUUUGAGAAAAUUGAUAAACCAUCAGGAAAUGGAAGUCAACAACGUAAAGGUUGUCUUUGGGCAAUGAAUCCAGCUAAAAUUGCCAAAAUGGAUGAAGAAGUUCAAAAAUGGUCCAAGAAGGAUCCAAUGGCCAUUAAAAAUGCAAUGAUUUGUCCAGAAAACCUUGAACUUCUUGAGAGAGGCGAAAUGAAGCAAGAAUUCACCAAUUUUUCAACUACUGGCAUGUUGGGUGGUAGCGAAGAAAGUGAUGAUGAAGUUGAAAGUAAUGGGCCUAACACUCCAGUGUCACCCAGUGUGUUACCAGAGCUCGAUAUUAACAGUAUGGUUGUGCCUGGUGAUUCAUUCGAUGAAUCAAGUCUAGACUUUGAUAUUGAGGUAGCCGAAGGAAUGUAUGAAGAAUUUGAACGUGAUGACAAAUUAAAUAUUGGAAUUACAAUAACACCUGAUAAUAUCGAGAUUGCACCUUCACCAAAACGAAGUCGUAGCACUGUCCAAGGUAACUACAUUUACCGGCAGCUAUCUGAUAGUGGCUCCUCGAGGCAGAAGGAACCACAAUUCCUGAGGGCUGCUUCAGCUGCAUUAGUCAAACUUGAAAACCCAUGAAGAGAACAGUUUCAUAGUGUCAUACUGUAAUGUUUCCCAUGCCAGUGUUACUAUCUUGUAGGUCUGACACAAAUUGUGAAGUUUUGAUACUUGUACAGCACUGAAUACAUAUUUAUAACAACAGUAGCACAUACAAUGUGGUGUGUUUUACAAACAUAUAUUUUUGUUUAUUAUUCUCUUAGGUAUGUUAAAUCGUGCUCUUAAAAUAUUCAGUUACAAUGUUGCAGCAUUUGCUUUUUUGUAAGGUAUUUAAUAAUGUUGAGAAUCCAAUUCUGAGCAACUGUGUGAUAAUUCUGGUGUUAUAAGAGAAUUUACAACCUCUUUAAUGGCAGGUGAGUAUAAUCUUUAUUGGACAAAGUUGUGCUAAAAGUACAUCAGAUGUACAUAGUUUUAUAUACAUAUAUUUUUUAUUUUUAAAUGUGACAUAAAUGUUACUUUUUUAAAACAUAUUGAUGUAAAUGUGUUUUGGUGCAACAUAUACUAUGAGCAAGGUUUACUGGCCAGGGAAAUUACAUUCUCGUGGCUGAACAAUUUACAAUUUAUAUGAAUAGUUGUAAGAUUUUUCCUUUCAAAUGAUUUUUGUAAAUAGUGAAACUGACAGUAUUUACACAUGUCUACUGAAUAGUUUUACAGUAAAGUUGUGCAACUUUAUUCAGAGGCCUCUGUGGUGUCCAGUCUAGAAAUCAUAGGGGUGCAUGCUUGAGUAGAAACGUUCUUAGAAGUGAAAUUGCAGCUGCACGAGUAUGUUUGAGUAUUUGUAAGUAAUAUUGGAAAUGUUCUGUAGUAAUAUAUUUUACAGUGUUCUGCCUUCCAGUAAAAAAAUGUACAAAUUUUAUAGAUUAGUAGUUACUUGUAUCUUGUGCUAUGAUGGUGACUUUCAUAUUUUCAAUAUGUAGAUAGGUUGUGAAGCAGUGUCUCUUUCAUUAUCAUACAAAAGCUAUCUGACAAUUAUUUGUGGGAGUACAAAAUAUGUACCUAUGAGCAAAACGAAUUUUAGAGUAGCAGUGGAAUUUUGUUUUUUGCAAUUAUAAGUAUUAGACAUAAUUAGUGUGCCUAUACGUGUGUGGUUAUAUCAUCAAAACAUCACUUAAAGGAUUCCUGUGUUUUAUGGUUUUAGUGAGGGAUCCUGUGUGUUUUGUGGUUUUAGUGAGGGAUCCUGUGUGUUUUGUGGUUUUCUUGAAUUUCCAACUGUUAAGUUCCAAGUUGGCUGAAUGGUACUAAAAAAGUGAUGAUGGGAAAUAAACAUGAUGAGUUUUUAAAGUUUUACAACUAAUAUGCUAAGUGAAGAGUUGCGUGUAGUGUUUGAAUGCUGGAUAUUAAUCUAAAUUCAGUCUGCCUUUGAAAUCAUUCUUUUGUUUAUGAUAAUUUUAUAAAAGUGGUGUUGCGAAAAAUGCGGCUCAUGGAGUUUAGUGCCAGGAAAACAUAAAUUAAGUAUUUUAAAAGCUCAUCCAUUAUAAAGAUGAUUGAUUACCUGUUUCCUGAUGAUCACUCUGUAUUAAAAGCUUUCAUUAAUUUAAUAUGUCCUUGUAUUCAACAAAGUUUCCAGCUUCAUCAUACUGUUAAUGACUUAUGUGAUGAUUCAAGAUAGUGACAAAAUGCAUAGCUUUUGAUAUUUCAUUUGUUGGUAUAAACUUGGGUUAAGUAACCGUAUAGCAGGAAAUUGGGGUCUAGGGAUACACACCUAUAAAAGUAAACAAAUGGAAAUAUCUGUGUAAUCUGCCAUAAGUAGCCAACCAGUAUGCUUAAAUGACCCAUGGGGAGUUCAGAAAGAAGGUUGAAUUCACACAUAAUAUAGUAAAACAUUGAUUCAUGGUCUCCAAAAGGGCUCAUAAAAUGGGAACAGUGUAUGUGGGAAAAUGGUAGGUGUGGAUUUUUCAGAAACCACCUGUAUGGAUAGCUGUCUUUUACAAAAUUAUUAUUCUGCAGAAAACCAUUAACCCUUUCACUGCUGCUGAUGAGCUCUUUGCAUUCUGUGCUGAGGCUGCUUUUGUUAUCCCUGUACUGCUUGCCAAAGGCUCAUGCCUGUGCUGAGAGACAGCACUCCAACCGAUAUGAGAUAUUUAUCAUCCAAUUUUUUGAAAACUAAUUGAUGAAAAAAAUUGAUUUUUGCACAUCUUACAGUCUGAUAUCUUCACUCCAUAAAGGACUGAAUUUCUUGUCAUUACCCAUCAUAGUUACUGUGCUACAUAAGAUUAGGUGAAACAUCCUGCAAAAUUUUAAAGGUUUUUGUAGGUGUAAAAAUACAUUGCAAUGAAUGAAAUGUAGAUAAGAUUUCUAAAUUUUAUUUAAAAUUGAGAGUAGGAAAAAACCUCAUUUCAUUCUUGAUUUAUUGGGUUUUAUAUCCGAAGGACGGUCGUGCGUGACAUACCCAUUCGUGUCCUUGCGCAUCAUGAAUUAUGUAGUUAUAGUAACUGUCGUAUCGCGCAAGUGAUUCAGAAUAUCAAAACUAGGUUUUCUGCAUGUGAAACCAUGCAGUGAGGCAUGUGUUGUAUGAUAAAUACUUAAAGCUCUUUUGCACCAUUAUAUAUGGAAGUAACUCGGCUGUAACAGUGAGAGGUCGGCAAUUCGGGACGCAUUUAGACAUCCAUAGCACUGUAGGUAGACCCAAGUAUUGCACCUAUACACAUCCACAACACCUGGGGAACAGUGUAGCAGGGUGUGUAUACACACCCACAGCAGCAAAAGGGAUAAUCUUUAAUUGCAGUGUAGCAAUUUUUUGGAUGAGAAUUCAAUCGAAACACUAGUUUUAUUGUUUAUACUUGCUAGCAUGCAUAUAUGUAUUCAGCAAACAUACCCGUCUACUAUCCACCUCUAGCACAUCUGUUCCCCUGAAACAUUAUGUUGCUGAAGAAAAGUGCCUGAAACUUAAAUUAUUGUAGUGAGAAUUUGACAUAACAGUUAACAGAGCACUAUCACUAAAAAUCAUAAAAAAGUGAUACAAAAGCAAAUGAUAAGACAACUAAAAGCUAAUGGUAGAAAAAAAUGAUUUGAAUAAGAAAAAAUAUUUGGUGAAAGGAUGAAACUACUUGUAAAGAAGGUAACUUGUAGUUAAGAUGCAUUUUAACAGCAGUAUGUUUUCUUCCUGAAGAAGCAAAAGUAAUUAUCUUAUUCAUAGUGAAAUAGCAGUUGUUCUUACACCUUCUUAUGGGUUAAACUGUGGAAUAAUUUUUGGAGUGGUGACUGUGGUAAUAUUUGUAAUUAUAGUCUAAUUUUAUGAGGAAGGAAUUUCAUCUAAUAAGGAACAAUGGAGGGAGAUAAAAUGUGUCAUGACUUUGGUAAAAAAAGUUUGAUAGAGGAAGCUACUAAACAAAAUGUUUCUAGUAAUAAUGCAAGUGGUGUAGAUGAUAAUAUAUGAAGAACUAAAAACCCUCUUCUGAUAGUAAGAGUUUAAAUAUAACAAAGAACUGUCAGUACAUUAAAGAAUAUGAAUAUAAGUGUAUGAAAUUGUAAUACAUCCUGGUAAUUUUCAUGAUGCCCAUGUUCCCAUCUCCAUGGGAUUGACAUCAAAUUGAAAUGACAGUUCUGCACAUUUACUUGUCCCUGUGAUAAACAAUGGCAAAGCAAGUAAGCUUCAGACCAGUAUUCUCAGCACCAGAACCCUAGUGAAACAAAUGAAAUGUUUAACCAGUUAUUAGACCAAAUGGUAUAUUAGAAAAAGGGGGGAAGGGGUUGAUGAAGCAUGUGAAAGAAUGAUUUUGUUAUAAUCUUGAUAUGUUUAUUGCGGUCUGGCUUUCAGCUUCCAUUGAAUUGGAAAAUAAAACAAUUGUGUAUUGUUUGCUGGUAGUCAGUUUUACAAAGUCUGUGUAAAUAUUGUGAUAAUACUUUUGUCAAGAAAUUCACACAAUUUGAUGCAACUUUUUGCAGAAUGUAGUAGUUAAUGAAUUCCUGCAUGAUUGGAUUAACAGUCUUCGAUAAGCAUUAGUAGUAAAUUUUUGUUUGCUUCAUAGAUACAGACAUUUGAGAACGUUUGUACAAUUUUUCAUAAAACUGAGAUGUCUAAAAGUAAUAUUACAAUGAGAAAACGUCUAUAUUCAUUUGUGAUGGUUAGUCAGAGAUAGAAACUAAAAUCUGUGUGAGGAGGAUAGCAGAAAUUGAAGAAUUUAAAGUAUGUAAAAAGCAACCAAUAGCAGCAUAUAGGACCCUGAAAUUAAGUGGACAAUGAGAAUGUCAAAAGUAAAGAAGGCUCUAAUGGUAUUUACUGCAGACAUUUUCCAAAAUUAAAGCUGGUCUGUAAAAUAGAUACAAAUAUCUUAUAAAAAUUAGCAGUCUGGGAAGUUUUGGUUAGUAGAUUUUUUUAUUAUCUUGGGUUAAAUGCCAUCUCAAUGGCCAAUUCACAUUGUAUAUUAGGAAAUGAAAUGAAUAUUACUGUCAAUGGAGGUGUCUUCACUAUAAAUGGAAUGUGAACAUCAUGCCAGGUCGUGUCUUGUCAUGCUACUAUUGAAAAGAUGUGACACUAUGAAGAAUCAUAGACCUACGGAAUGCAGGCAUAUAGUCUCAGCAUUAAGGAACUAGGUAAUUGGUAGUCGAAAUUAACAAUAACCAAAGCAAAAUCAUAAUGGAUCAUCGUGACAAAGAUCAUAUGGUAAACCUACAUACUGUUGAAAUUUGAAGGAAUAGAGAGUGCCUUUCACACAUUUCAAAAACCUCUACGUUUUUACAUACUAGCAGAACAGUAGUCAAACAGAAUACAAAUUGACUUUUUCCUUAUUCUUUGUGUCUUGAUUUCUUUCAAAUUGCCAACAGAUGUUAGGAAAACUGUUUCUUUUAAUGAAACUGUUUUACUGUUGAAAUAAUUCAAAAUCUUUUCAGAAUUACUGUUCAUGUUUUGAUCUUUUCUUCAUCCAUAUAUUGUAAGAUCACUUUUAAGAGAGAACUCACACAGAAAGAAUCUAAAGCCCUCAUGCUACAUUUGCAAUGUGUCUCAAAAACAUAGAAAAGUACAGCAAGAAUACAUCAGUGUCAGACAUGUUAUAGACAUUCGUGCUCCAGUAGGUAAGUCAGAUGAUGCCGCCUUCUUGACAACAUCAAAACUUUUGUCCGGGUAAUCCAUGCCAUUCCAUAAAAGUUGAGAUGAAUGCAUGUUCAGUCUGAAAAGAGCUUAAGACAUAUGUAUAGGUCCUCAGGAUUUUUAUUUUUCACUCAUAAAUUGUACAUUUCAUAGCAAGAACUCUGCAAACAGCUGUAUCUUGACCCAAUUCUGUUAAGCCACUAGCAGUUUAGUGGCUAUUAGCCAUGCAACUGGUUGUGCCUUAAUAAAAUUGCAAACAGCUGUAGCUUGAAUCAGAGUUCUUGCUUUAAAAUGUACUGCCACAGCUGCAUAUGCCCCAACCACAGAGUCAUAAAUUAUAGAAAAUUGUUGAAGUAUAUAAUUCCCACAUACUCCUAUCUCAAAUCCCCUCCUUGAAAUCAGAUUAAAUAAACUGAAUCUUCUGGGUCACUGUAUUGCCACAUCUAAAACAUGCUGUUUUUGGUGACUGGAAAUUAGCGCAAGUAUUUGACAUUUUGUUUGUUUGUUCUUGUUCUGUGGGCUUUAUAAAAGCUUGCUACUCUAUCCCCUUUUUUAUGUACCUUGUAACAAUCAAUAAACAGAAUCGCAGUGAGGUGGGAGGUGUGAUAUGUUUAUGUUCAUUGCCUUUCUACUAUUUGUUAAAUUUUGUGCUACCAGUUCACUGGUGCUGAAGCAGAAUACUUGUUUUUUCCAUCUACACAUGAUUUUUACUCUGAGUGGAGUAUAUGUCACAGUUAACAUUUUUCCACGAGUCAUAUUUGUGGUUAGAUUAACCCUUUUGCUGCUACAGGUGUCCUUCCUAUAUUCCGUGUUUAUAGUGCGUUUGUUGUUGCUACUCUGCUUGCCUGAUGCUGCUACCUGUGCUGAGAGAUGAAAUACUUAUCAUCCAAUUUUAAGAAAACUAUAACAUGAAAAAAAUUUAUUUCUGCACUUCGUCCUGUCUGAUGUCUUUGUUCAAUAAAAGACUGAAUUUCUUUUCACUAUUCAUCAUAGUUAGUGUGCUGCAGAAAAUUAAGUAAAGCUUUGCACAAAAUUUUAAAGAGUUUGCAUAGGUAAAAACACAUCACAUAAACUUUGUGUAUGGUUGAUUUUAGCCCCCAUACAUUGCUGGUUAUGAAAUGUAAAUAAGAUAGAAAAUUUUUAUUUAAAAUUGAGAGCAGAGUGAUAUUUCAUUCUCAAUUUAUUAGUUUUUAUAUCAGGUGGAAGGUCAUGCGUCAUUCUCCCAUUUCUGUCCCUGUGCAUCAGGAAGCAUGUGAUAAUAACAAUCAUCAUAUUUCAUGAAUGGUUGAAGAUAUCGAAACAAGAUUUCUUGCAAAUAAUAGCAUGCAAAGAGGCACCUAUGUUGUAUGAUAAAUACUCGAACUUGCUUUAUUCACUUGUCCACAGCAGUGAAAGGGUCAGCAAAACUGGAUGUGUGAACAUGUCAGGAGCACUUAAAGAAAACUGAGGGGCCAUGUUUAAAAACAUCCACAGCAUCGGGGAACAGCAGAGCAUGACGAGUUAGUUCCUACACAUCAGUUGAAGGGCUAAAAGUCAAAAUUAUGAUCCCAUUGCUUACUAAAUUCAAAGGAUAUGUUUUACAUCUUGAUUUGUGUGUGUGACACAUUGCUUGUUUUUAUGUACAUUAUACUUUGUGGCUUGUUAAUCAGUGUCUGUUUCCCUGGUUGGCCACCAAUUUGUUACAUGUAUUAAGUUUCAACAGCAUGCCGUAACUUAUCCCCUGUGACAUUUUACAGAAAUCAUCUUCAACAGCGUGUUUAUUUCUUUAACUGAAAUUAUAUCAUUGCUGUGCUAUUGUUAAAAGUUGCAAUUCUGUUGACAGUCAUCGCUACUGGUGUGUGUUAACAAAUUCUGUAUUCUUAAGCUAUAGUCAUCAAAGCAUCUACAAAAUUUCCUUGUAUUAUAUUUUUAUUCUUACACCCUGUAGCAUUUUACACAAUUUUACAUAAUUACUUGAUCAGAUACAAAAAUAUUUGUUCUAAGUCAUACUGCCACUAAUGUCAUAAAAUACAUUUUUUGUCAAGUUGACAGCUUUGAGGCAAAUUUUCCAUUGACAUGUAUAGGUUCAUAGGGAACAGAACCUAAAGACAAUAAAUUGACUGUGGCCACAUUUAUUGUAUUAGGCUCAUGUAAAAAGAAACAAGCCAGAAGAUGUAAAAUGAAAACUGCAGAAGGAAUCAUAAGCCAUUACCUAUGGAAGAAAAUCUGUUCUGUUAUAGUGCUGAGGCCUCAUACUUGCUACCAGAGGAACUGGGUACACACCCACAUGACAACAGAACAAGCGCAUUCACACGUUGACCAUCCACUGCACUCAGUAGUAUUGAAAACAAAGAAAUAGGACUUCAAAAGAAGAGCAAAGGGGUGUAGUGUGUUUCCUCACAGCUGAAGUAGUGUGAGGAACAGAAAUUCAUUGAGGAAUGGCGCAAGUAUGUGGAAAGCACUGAUUUCUGUUGCAAUUUCGACACCCAGUCUGACCUUCUAGGGCAAUGGCCGCCAUUAUAACUCACUAGUCUUCAAUAGUGAGGGCAUCCUGCUGCUGGGCAACAGUAUCAGUAAUGCAUUGUUGUGGUGUAGAUCGUGUAUCAUCGGCCAAUGACAUCUAUCCUUCCUUGAAUCACUUGUGCCGCGCCUUGACCCUUGCAACCAACAUGCAGUGCUCUUCACACACCUGUGCCGUCCUUUGAUGAAUUUCCAUUCCUCAUCCUCCUUCCACUGUCAAGAAAUGAACUACACUCCUUUGUUCUUCUUCUGAAGCCUCCAUUUAUCUGUUUUCAGCACAAUUGAUUGUAGUGGACAGUGUGUGCAUGCAAAUGCUCACUCUGUAAUCAUUGGAUGUGUGCCCAUGUCCCUCUUAACAGUGGGUUUUGGAUGCCACCACUUUUAUAGGGACCAUGCCCUAUUCUGUAGGCAAUGGUAUUGCAAAUCACUUCAAAAUCUUAUGAUUGAAUUCAGUAGAUUCGCGUCACAUAGCAGUGAUGUAUUGCGAUACGAAGAAAAGUGUUAUUUAAACAAUAUUUUAGCAUUAAUAGAAGUUAUUAGUUGACUAAUCCAUUGGCAGGAAUAAAAUGAAGAUACUUAUCCAGGUAAUGUUGUUACUCAACUCUUAAGAAUUAGACCUUCAUGAAGAGAAGUAAAAAAUAUUUCUGCACGCAAAUGUGGAGGAGACAACUCGACUAGCAGGACAUAAAGUGGAAGCACUAAACCAGUUCUUAUGCAUGACACCUUACUAAAGAAUGUGCUUCACUGCAAAUAUAUGGAGUGACCACAGUGUGUCAGAAAUUCUUGCAGAUGAAAGUAACUGGAAGGCUGCAUGCACGAGGCAUUGAAAUUACAUAAUGAACUGGAAAUAGCUAUUUGAGCACAAUAAAAUAAAAGUAAAGAAUCAAUAACAAAAAAUAAACAAAAUCUCCCAACAAAAUGCCGAAUAUAAGUAUUUUAUCAUGUAAUAUAACACACCAGUCAAAUACAAUUGGGGACAUUCACAAAGAAACAAGCCGGGGGUUGCAAAAUGAAACCCACUUCACCAGUCUUAAGCUUCAUUGUUGUUGGAGUGAUUAUUAAUUUGUAUUUAACCAACUGUUCCCCCAGUUGUUUUAGUGUUUUACAGUUAUGUAGUGAUCAGUUACAUCUGCUGAUAUAUGUUAUGUAUUUAGUGUUUUAUGCCUCAAUUGAAACUGGAAACUCUUGACAGAAACCUAUGAAAUAAACUUUUUCGUCUUGUUGCUUUGAUGUUACACCUUCUGCAGACACUGUAUACAUAACACAAUUUAGAAUGUGCAACAAGGCACACAUUGUAUAAAUUUCAUCACAUGGCAUUACACCGGAUACUUCUGUUGUGUUCUUUGUGUGUUCUUGACGUUAUACCACCUGUGUUGUCACUGCACGCAAAGCAACUGUCUAUGGUUUUGUAGGAAGAACCAUUGUGGCAUUAACUUGGUUGUAUUUGACACCUGUACUGUCAAAAUUAACACCUGUUCAUAUUACUUAAUUCUUCCAUUAAGUCUGAAAACCUCCUACAAAUAAUCUGAUGAGGCCUGCCUUUGUAGGCCCACCAAAUCAUGUGAAAUAUGUCUGACUGGAGCAAACCCACUUGUGCAACUCUGAAAUUACCAUUGUGAUAAAAUUUUUUGACUUGUGACGAAAGCAGGUUGUGUAUAUCUCUAGCUAAUUAUUGUAAACUUCAGAGUAGUAUCAUACAUUUAAUAAUCUGUGGAGGAAUUAGCAAAAUGAUGAGGAAUAAAUUAUGAUGCUAGCUGUUAAAUAAAAUCACAAAAUCUGCUAUGAAAUGCGAGCAUAAUUUUGUUACUUUAUUGCCACAGUGAAUGCUGUAGUAAUCUACUGUAUGAAGUAAGCAAGGCUAAGUUCUGAUCUAUCUUCAAAAUUGAGUUUAACUUCUAGUAUUUUUUCCCCCCUGGAGACCUUUAGGAACCCUAGUAAGUCAUUUCUUGAUGAUUUUUUUCUAGUCUGCAGUCAACUGACUGUACGAAAAUGCUUUGUAACUCAACUUUGCACAGAGCUGUAUACAAAGUGCAUAUGGUAGUUUCAGAUGUCUUAAUUUUUUGCAGUUAUUACUUAAUAUUUGUAUAUAUUACCACAUAUUUAAAUAUGACAGCAUAUAAAUUCUGCAGAUAGUACUUUUCACCCACCUAGAUGUUUUGUCAGUUGGACCAGUGCAGAUACAGCUGUGGCUGUUCAAUACUUCCAAAACUCAAAAAAUUUCUGGCAUGUCAUCCCUAUCUCAGAAUGCCCAGUAGUAAAAAAGGGUGAAGUGUGUUUACUGAAAGAAUUAGUCUUCAGUUUUUGGGUAUUUGCUUGUAAUUUUAAUAGACUAGAGCCAUUUUGAGUGGCUCGUGUUGAAUGAAAGGAAAUGUGAGGGUUUAUUGUGAAUUCCAAUUUCCUGAAAAUUGACUUGCUUUUGGAAGUAUGAAGUUGGAGAUAGACAAUAAAUUGUUCGAUUUGCCAGUUAUUUAUUGACCUUCCUGUCACCUAUAUUUCUUAGUUAUAAUUUGUAUUGCAGUGGAUACUGAUGUAUCCAGUUUGAACAUUAAAAUUUUCCAUGGUAAUAGCAGGACUUGGACAGUGACCAGUUUUUAUGACAAAAUACCAUAAACAAUUCUGAGGACUAAUACAAAAUUAAUUCUCCUUCAGUUUAAUGCUGCAGUUUCUUAAGUGGAAGUCACUUUUAUUACAGGCAUUUUGUCUAAUUCUUAUAGUGCCAUCAUGAAUGUAACAAAUGCCAAAAGGUUUUUAUUUGUAUGCUGUGUUCUAACAUUGCUCAUUAUAAAGGGUCUAUAAUAGUGGGAUGUGGAUGGCAUUUAUUGCAGUAAAUGGUCAUAUAAUCUAACAUUUAACCAUUUUCAGUUUUCAGUCAAAAAUUGUUGCUGAACUGAACACUAUUACAGGCAGUGUGAUAACCUCUUGGAAAUAACAAUAAUGUGAAAGAGGUAGAGCACUACUCACUACAUAGAGGAGUUCUUGAGUUGCGGACAGGCACAGUGAAAAAAAGACUGUUACACGUUUAAGCUUUUAGCCAAAAAAGUUCAUUUUCCUGCAAUAGAAAACACCCACACACGUGGCUACUAUCUCCAGGCACUGAGGACAGAAGCCGUGUGUGUGUGUGUGUGUGUGUGUGUGUGUGUGUGUGUGGUUUCCAAAAUUUCAUAAAUUUUCAGCAGUCUUCCUUACAGUGCCUGUCUGAAACUCAACACGUUCUCUAUGUAGUGAGUAGUUCUCUAUGUUGUGAGUAUUGUUGUUAUUCUAUCCUGGACUGAACACUAUUUGACCCUCUAGCAAAUAGUUUGAUAUAGAAGGGUAAUUCUCACAUCACAGAGCUGGACAUAGAAUGGUAUGAAUUAAGGUUUGUCUAGUCUGAAAUAACAUUGGGCAAUUGAUGUAUAGUAUGCGAUAAUGAAGACUGAUUUUGAACUUGAAGGCUCUUGUAAUACGAUUCGUCCAUACUACGAGAUACAACUCCCACCAGGAGAAACAAAAACUAGCUCUUUCUACAGUUUACAUAAAGGGUUGUUGCAGGAAUAUGCUGAUAACAAACUUAUCAUGGCUUUUUUCAAUAACUGUUUUCAUAUUUUUGUUACAGUUAUGCCCUCUCGUCUACAUUAGUGUUCGAUUACCCCAUAAUCAUGAUAAAACCCGUAGAAUAAUGCAUCCUGUAUAUACCAGUUUCUUAAUACCCAUUGCUCUAGUCAUUUUGGGCAAGACCGCUGCUCAUCUGUGGACUUCAAAAUGAGUUGUACUCAUAAUUACAUGUUUUUACUUAUUGGAUGUGGUAUAUUUUAUCUGCAAUUUAUAAAAUUAUUUUCUUGUUUUUGGGCCAGAGCCAUUUUCAGUAAGGAUGACUUCACUGAACAGUGACAUACACAGAAUAUCAGCACUAGCUGCUCUAUUGAAUUUUUAGUUGAUAUUUUAUUUUUUAUAUGGAAAAUUUCUGUGACUCAUUUAGUCACAUAGGCCAUCCCCCAUAGUAACAAAUACAUAAAUCACAAGUGACUUUAAUUGACUAUUUGACCUACAACUGGCAUAGGAAAUAACAUUUAUAUUAUUCCAUCAUUUUGAUGCUUUUCUACACUGUACAUGAUAUUGUUUAUCUUUUAACAGUUCUCUUAAAUUUCUGUAGUAGUUGUGUUUGGUAGAAGUAGCUUCGUCAGAUACAGUUCUGUCUCUACUUUGCUUCUAAUGGCUCUGCUCUGUCUGUUUUUAUACUUCUUCUUCAUCUUCUUCAUCAUCUUCCCCAUUUGCCACUACUUCCAAAAAAAGGUACAGCUCAAAAUAGAGGUGAGGAUAGUUUCCAUUUUUUAAUCUAAUUUAGUCUUUUGAAGAUGAGUUGUAGACAUGCCAUUUAAAACAGCAUAGUUUUUAUUUUCAUUGGUCACUUGAGCUUUAGUAGCAAUGAAUGUUCUGGAAAUGAUAGUUAUACUGCCACUAAUUUAUUGGUCACAUAGUGGAAUCUAAACAUCUACAUCCUUUUUUAUUUUUCUUACAAAGGCAUUGGAUAGUUUCCUAGUGUUAACAGUUGUCUUAACAGCUGUCAAUAAGUUUGAGUGGAUGUGUGUGAUGUCCUUAGGUUACUUAGGUUUAAGUAGUUCUAAAUUGUAGGGGACUGAUGACCACAAAUGUUAAGUCCCAUAGUGCUCAGAGCCAAUAAGUUUGAGUACUGGAGUGAAGGACAUUUGUCAUGUAGUUUCAGCUGUUUGCUCCAGUGUCUAUCCUUCAGUUAGGUCAUGCUGCUAUUGUUCAUAAUUCUCUGGGGAAUGCAUGCUGCACCAUGUUAAAUAAUUCUAUAGUGUUCACAGGAAAAAAACAGUCCUUUUUGUUGCUCACAAGAAAGCAUUUCCUUAUAUCAUUAGGGACCAGAACAGCAAAUUAGUUUCUCUGUACAGUACAAUAUAAGCACAGAUACAAUUCAAAGGAAAUAUGUAUUGCUACAUACAUAUUAUUACAAAAGGUUGUUAAAAUUCUUCACUUCACAGUGUAGUUGUAGUUGCUUCCAGAUGAUGAAUUCACAAUUUAGUGGUUACAAAAUUUAAGGCACCAGUUUUAAGUUUCUCCAUUAUUUCGACACCCAUUUAUGUAAAUAGGGAAACCAUUGUAAACACACAAUUAAUGUAGGCGCAGUAGUAGAUCUCUCACUUUCAGGUUGGUUACAUUUGUUUUACAGCUGUUUUGUAGUGUAAUUUACAAUAGUUAGUAUGUAUAAUAGGUUUUUACUAUAUGUGUAAUGCUGUUGUUACCGUGUCACUACUAAUGCACUGCAAAUAAAAGUAACCUCAUUAUUUGACAUGUUUAUUCAAUAGCAAUGCAUAUUCUGUAUUGUGGUCUCCAUUUAUGUAUACAGAUCUAGUUUUAGAAUACAUGCAGUAUGUUAUACACAAUCACCUUGAAGUUUUAUGAAGAUUGUCACUGAAAUUAUUUUUUAAUGUCAAACAUAAUUAAAAAUGUGUGCUGCUAUUUUAUUGGUAUACUUGGGAUGUGUGUUCUGAUUAGGUGGUGGUUUUAGUUCACGGUAGUGUAUUAGUUGCUUUGUAUGAGAUGGAUGAAUUUGAGUGUAGAGUGAUGCUAUGUAAAAGGGAACAUUUCCACCAUGUCUAGAAUUUAGUCCGAUUUAAUGUAGUCAUCUUCGUGUAGAUACAAACUUCAUCCAAGUGUAUUUUUUCAUCGUUACAGAUGCAUUUAGACCUGCUUUCAUACUCAUUGGUUACAUAGCUGAAAAGUAGGAAGUAUGGAAAGGCAAUGAUUGCACACCAGUUGCAGAACCAUUUUUGUCUCUCCACCAGACAUUAGUAUUUGACAGUUCAUCAUGUGUUUGUGGUAGUUCAUUAUGUAGAGAAGUCAGCUUUGGCAAUAACUAUGCCCCUUAUCCAAAAAAUUCCUGUUGCGCCCCCAUAGGGCAAAUUCUAGACACACUAUUUUACAGCAUAUGACAUAUUUGCAGUGCUAAUUUGUUUGAGUCUAAUGAAAUAUGUGACGCAAAGAUUAAAUUUGAAAUCUGAUGGACUUGAAAAAUAUGGCUUUAAGGUUUGAAGAUUUGGUUAGUGCAGCAUGUAUGUUCCUUAGUUGAUCGAUUUCUUAGAAAAAUCCUCCUAUAAGCAUAUGUGCGAAAAAUAAGAAGCUGAUACAAAACAAAAAUCAGAAAUUGAAGAAUUUUCCAUAUCCAUGUGGCAAAUGUAGUCACAACUGAUCAGCCUCACUGGGACUGCAUAGGGCCGAAAUGAAAAAGAAAAGAUCUUCAGUUUCUUCUUGUGAGUGUCUGUCUUUGUCAUUUUCUACAUUUCACAACACAGAUUUGAGUUGUAUCAUAGCAUUGCCUAAGUAUUGGUAGUAGCUGUAGUUUGUGUUCCCUUGCUGUUUUAUAAUGUAUACAUUAGUAUAAAUCAUAUGUUGAAAAUUAUUAUAUAUUUUGGGAUAUUAUAUUCUGUGUAAAGCUUUAAGAAUUCAUUGCUCAGGAUGAAUUUUAAAUUCAAUUCUAUGUAUUGCAUCUCUAUUUUGAGGUAUUUUGUGGCUAGACUAAACCUUACAGAUACUUCAUAAAUGAUCUAAUAUUUGAGGAAUUUUUAUCCCAUUUGUAUGCAUUGUUGGAUGAAAUUAGGUAUAUGUAUCAGGCACUUAAAAUAGACUGCAUAGUGAUUUGAUGAUUGCAUGAUCUGUAUAACAUUAUGUAUUGCCAUAGACAUCUGAUGGAAAACAGUGUGUGCCAGGAAUUAAUGUCACCAUCCUGUUGGUGAAUGACGCAGAAGGUGUUAGAGUACAUUGACUAGAACUGAAACAUGAGUUUUCACACUCUCUCUGUAUUCAAGAGGAAGUUAGAAUAGUGUACACAGUGUCUGUGAUUCAGAAGUGUCUAAGUUUGUCCUUAAUUAAUGUAGAAAUUGUCGGCAUUCUUCUUUGGAUCUUUGACUGACAUUCAGCCAUGUCUGAAGUACCUGAGAACAGUGCCAACAUACAGCAUAUAUAGAAGCAGCUGUGGAAUCCUCAAUGAUUACGUGUUAAUUGUUUGUUUGAACAUUGCCCAACAGUUGUGAUAAAAGAAAGUCAUAUUGAUUUAAUAGGAAAUAAAAAGGCAAGUGUUGUGAAGAGUGACAUUAGUAAAUAGAGACUGGUGAAAUACAGUUUGUUUAUGGCUGUACAGAUUUUCCCCUCACAGAUGCCAUUACAAUCCUCUGCAUUGCCUCACAGCUUAAGAAAGCACGAGGUGUGAAAAUGUUAUCUGGCUACCAAUUUUUAUUUCCAAAUUCCUAGUUAUGGUGUUCUGAACUUCAAACUACAAUUUGUGUCUCAGCACAUGCAGUGAUAAUCAAACCUUCAUAAUCAUAAGUGAAAGAAAAAUUAAUUUCCCAGGAAGCAAUUGCACAUUUCCAGCACUCCCCAUCCCCCUCCAAUAAUUCUUCCAAUUUAUUACGAGCUCAGUGUUUCUUCCUGUGUGUCAGACUUGCUCUUUGUCCCUGUUUGCCUAUUAACAUAUUCUUCUCUCAUCCACAUAUUAUGUACACUAAGUACUUGAUGCCACUUUCAUCCAACUGCCUUUCCCCUGAGCAUUGCCAUUCACUGUGCUACCUCUCCUGAGAAUUUUCGAUGCUUCAUCAGUGUCUCCAUUUAUUAGUGCCAGAUAUCUUCCAGUCUCUAAUGACAUCAUUGCCUUUUUCUCACCGUGUUAAAGGUUCCAACAUUCCUUGUUAGCAAGACACAAUAUUAAAUACUGUAGUACAGAGAGGAUUGUGGAUGUCAGCAGUCAAGAUUUUCCCCGAAUUCGGUACUACGAGGAAGAACUUGACUGAUUUGGAUGCUCAAAACAGGAGUUUUGUUUGGUGUACUCUAACUUCCAGACUCUUCAUCAGUGACUGGUGACUUAUCAUUGUGAAAUAGUCUCUCUCUCUCUCUCUCUCUCUCUCUCUCUCUCUCUCUCUGUGUGUGUGUGUGUGUGUGUGUGUGUGUGUGUGUGUGUGUGUGUGUGUGUUUUGUGGGUAUUUUCCCAAUGUUAUAGAUGUGUAAUGUUUUUUUGUUUUCCCACUUAAUCAAAUGUAAAUAUGCAAGUUUAUGAGCAUCCAGUGCUGCACUUGAUUGACCACAGAUCAAAACAGUUUUAAAAUUACUGAGUAAAAUUGUUUGUAUCAUGCAAGCCCUUUUUUCCUAUUUAAUGCAUAAAUCAGUGAAAGUUCAGAACAUACUGUGUAAAGAGAACUUCCCGUCCAAGCCAGAAUUUAUGUUACAAAUUUUGCCAAAAUGGAUGCGGUCCACACACACACACACACACACACACACACACACACACACACACA
Molecule: messenger RNA, 17896 nt
Organism: Schistocerca cancellata (South American locust)
Lineage: Eukaryota; Metazoa; Arthropoda; Insecta; Orthoptera; Acrididae
Product: forkhead box protein P2-like
Exons: 8
Coding region: 578-2101 (507 amino acids)
Biological process (GO): regulation of transcription by RNA polymerase II
Molecular function (GO): transcription cis-regulatory region binding; DNA-binding transcription factor activity, RNA polymerase II-specific
Source: RefSeq, a predicted model, not a curated record